CGAACUCCUCAUUCUCGCCACAGCAACUAACUAACUGCCCACCUUCCCACCCCCUCUGAUCGCUUUGCUCUCCUGUCCAAUCCAGCCACGCCCAAAUCCGGCUUAACCAAUCUAUCCCCGCUCCGGGAGCUAAAUAGGUUAAGGAGAUAGGGAGGAUUUCUCCAUCCGCGCGAUUGGGAGAUCUCUAGUCGUUGUUGGUCCAGGCCUUGGCACUCGGCUUCCCUUGCGACUCAUGCCCGCGACAGCGCUUUUCCCCUCCCCGCGCUUGGUCUAGAUCGGGUUGCCAUGCAGAACUCUCCGCUGGAUGGUAGGAAUUUGCCGUCGUGGGGAGCGCCGAAUCGCCCUACGCCUGGUGUAUCGGGAUCCCAUCCUACUCCGGGGACCCAGAAUGACUUGACCUAUCAAAGUCGGAGGCGCAAUCAGCUGGCAUGUGAGUCGUGCUACAAGAAGAAGAUCAAAUGUGAGGUCGACGGCUCCAAUGCUGCCUGUGUCCAAUGUAUGCGCCGCAAUAUCAGGUGCAAGUUCACCUCCAGGCGCGAGAAGCGGGGCGAUCUCAAAAGAACCCACUACGUGAAAGCGCUCGAAGAGCGACUUCGGAGGACAGAGGACCUGCUCAGAGCGGCGGGCCUUCUGGGUGAGGAGAUCCUCAACGAGGAGAAUCCCAGCUCGAGCGAGGAUGAACAGCUCGAGGAGGGAAGCGACGUCGACCAUGAACACGACGAGUCGUCUAACCCCAACUUAGAUCCAAGUAAACGUAGUCCCGCCAACUUGGCUUCCAAUAGCACGAAGGAUUCCGAUCAUGCAACGGACCGAGAUCCGCCUCCAGAUACAGCCGCUUGCGUGGAUGGCUCUGAAAAUCCGGCCGGCGCGACCGGCCGCCCACGGUUUGGUCAGAACCCUCUGCAGCAAGUCCCGGUCUUCAAGUGGGAUGCCAGAGAUGAGCACCGGUACUUUGGAAGGUCUUCGUCCUUAUCGAUUCUCUCCAGGGAUGGGAUCGAGUGGAUCAAGAACAAAACGGGCGAAGUGAAUUUUCUCCGCCUGUUGGUGUCGGACUCAAGUCACGAUUGCCCGUGGGACUAUUGGCGACCCGACGUGUUCCACGACGUGUUCUCCUCCCAGGUCUUCAAGCCCUUACCUCCGAGGGCGGAGGUGUUCUCUCUCCUACGAGAUUACUUUCGGACUCUGAACCGUUUGUUCCCGCUGUAUCACGAGGCGACCUUCAUGAAAAUGGUCGAGUGGCAGUACACGCAACAGACGUGCGACGACGCCGCUCGCUGGGCCAGUAUCAACAUUAUCAUCUCCCUGGCAUACGAAUACCGCUACUCGAACACGCAGAAGUCGGAAAAGGACCGAGAAAAAGCAUGGCUCUACUACAAGAAUGCCAUGUCCGUCUUUGCAGAACUGACCCUCCGACGGACCGAUCUGUUGAGCGUGCAGGCCCUUUUGGGCAUGGCGCUUUUUCUCCGCGGGAACUCGGGGACUCAGUCCGCCUUGCCCAUCAUCACCGCCGCCAUCCGCUCAUCCCACCGAUUGGGGCUUCAUCGCAAUAUCCCGAGGCCUCAUCUGCCUGUGGCUGAGCAAGAGCAGCGGAAGAGGGUAUUUUGGAUUGCCUACAUCCUGGACCAGAGCACUUGUAUCAGGUCAGGGAAUGCGCCGACUCAGCACUACGAGGACCUUGACGUUGAGUUUCCGGUGGAGGAGGAAAGUGAGUUCGUUUUGACCAAUAACACGUCCUUCUUCCAGCAACUCUGCAGCAUGACCGUGAUCAAGAGCCGAAUCUACAACAAAUUAUAUGCUACCACGGCCUUGGAAGAUAAGUCCGCUUUGGAGAUCAUCAGCAUCGUGCGCGGUCUACACGCGGAUCUGGAAAAGUGGAAAGCUGCCAGUGCGUUUGACCUCGCACCGAAGCAGGAGAGGGGCGGCGAAGACUUUCUGGUGGGCUUUGCUUCGGCAGGGCUGCAAUUCGUGUACUACAAUUCUAUCAUCAUGGUCCAUCGCGUCCCGCUCGUGAUCAACUUCGUCUAUGCCCAUCGCCUUGCCACCGGAGGGCAGGUGCCUAUCGACCUGAAGGUGAUCCUGGACGAGUCGUUAACGUCCACCGCAGUCUGUGUCCAAGCUGCGCGGGAUACCUUGAAGCUGGUGAACAACCUCCCGUGGGGGGACAUCGCCUGGAUAUGGUCCUUACUUUACUACAUCUUCCUCGCCGUAAUAAUGAUCUUCGUCAAUAUCCUCCGCGACAGCGGCCACCCCAAAGUCAAAGACGAUAUCCAAUCCCUAAACGUGGCCGCAACGUUCUUCGCAACGCUCAUCCCCGGCGACGGGCCCUGCAACUACGCGCGAUUCAUGACGCGCAUGUGCGCCAACUUUGAACGCACUGCCCGUGCUGUCUUCGAGCGCCACCAGAAGACCGCAGCCCGACCCAGCGACAGACAGCUCCAGUCCCGCGAUCCAACCACCACCUCGGAAUCAAACACCGCUACUGCUUCUCUUGCAUCAUCCUCGCUACAUGGUCGAGCUCCCGCUGCCCCAAAAUCACCAUCCCCAGAUCACUCCCCCGCAUCGAAUACCAACGCCCCUAGCAACAUCAACGGCUUUCCGCGCGUCAACUCCAGCGGCUACGUCGUCGUCCCAGGCAGCCCGCCCCAAAACCCCGUCCAUCUCAGCACAGCUUCCCCCGUCCUCCACCAAAUCCAAAACCCCCAGCAGCACAGCCACCAAGCACAACCACAGCAGCAACAGCAACAGCAACAGCAGCAGCAACAACAACAACACCAACCCCCACUCCACCAAACCUACCCCCCACCCAACACCCUCCCCACAACCCAAACAGACCCCUACUCCCUCCAAAACUUCUUCCCCUUCGACCCCGCCAAUGGAAUCUUCGCCCAGUCCGACCUCUGGCAAGUCCCCCUAACCGCAGACUGGGAAUUCGGCGGUCAGUUCCUCCCAGGCUUAUUCGGGGGACCCACCCCCUUCUACCAGGGAGACAUCCCAGGCCAGUCGUCGCAUCCUCCGCACCCUCAUCCUCCUACCCAACACCAACAAUCAAUGCCAUCCACACCCAUGGACAUGAACUACAGCUACAUGCAGCAUGGUCCAGGCCCGAAUCAAAAUCAACAUCCCGGUCAAGAUCAGAGUCAAAACACAAACCAUAAUGCCCCGCAGGGACACGACCACACGACGGCGUCUCUGUGGACGAAUACCGGCUACACGGAUCCGUUCCGAGGCGCCACUGCUAUGAAUGGUCAGGCUGAUGGGCAGAUGUAUUACUAGCAUGUGGGCGUGUCUUGCUCGAUAU
This is a messenger RNA of Aspergillus candidus, 3298 nucleotides long. RefSeq names its product transcription factor domain-containing protein. The record is from RefSeq and is a predicted model, not a curated record. Gene Ontology annotation, molecular function: DNA binding; DNA-binding transcription factor activity, RNA polymerase II-specific; zinc ion binding. NCBI's taxonomy places the organism in Eukaryota, Fungi, Ascomycota, Eurotiomycetes, Eurotiales, Aspergillaceae. Gene Ontology annotation, biological process: DNA-templated transcription; regulation of DNA-templated transcription. The coding region runs from base 286 to 3273 and encodes 995 amino acids. The transcript is spliced from 6 exons.